AAUAUUUAGAUGUAAUGAGUAAUGGUAAACAAGGAUUUAUUGCUGUUCAUGUAGGUGCAGGACGGCAUUCAAAAGCUCUUAAGGAAAAAUAUAAAAAAUUAUGUCGUCAAGCAUGUGAAGCUGGUAUGAAGAAUUUGAGGAGUGGUGGUAAUACAUUGGAUGCAAUAGUAGAGACAAUAAUGAUAUUAGAAGAUUCUCCUUUAACAAAUGCUGGGUUUGGUUCUAAUCUUACUUUAGAAGGAACAGUAGAAUGUGAUGCCAGUGUUAUGGAUGGCACUACAUUACAAUUUGGAGCAGUUGGUGCAGUUAGUGGAAUAAAAAAUCCUGUUCUGUUAGCAAAAUGUCUUUGUGAACAACAGUCAAUUAAAAUUGCAUAUGGCAGAAUACCGCCAAGUUUUUUAGUUGGCAACGGAGCACAUGUAUGGGCAGAAGAAAUGGGAAUACAAACAUUACCUCCAGAACAAUUAAUUUCAAUGAAAGCACAGAAAAUAUAUAAGCAUUAUAAAAGGAAAGUAGAAGACUCUAGUAUGGAAGCCCACAAAUGUGCUAAAAGAAGAAUGGAUACUGUCGGUGCCAUAUGCGUUGAUGAAGAUGGAAAUAUUGCUGCAGCCUGUUCUAGUGGUGGUAUAAUUUUAAAAUAUCCAGGAAGAGUAGGCCAAGCUGGAGUAUGGGGAUGUGGUACAUGGGCAUAUAAAGGAAAAUACUCAAUAGGAACAAGUACAUCAGGCUGUGGGGAACACUUAAUUCGUACUUCAUUAGCACGCACAGUUGCAGAUGCUAUUUCAGACAGCCCUUGUCCAACUACCAGUUUACAUCAUGCCAUGAAAGUUGACUUUAUCGAUUCAAAAUUUCUGUGUGAACUUGAACAAAAACUUGGAGGUGUUAUUGCUAUUCGAUUUGCACCACAGGAAGGAUUAGGAGAUUUUUUAUGGAGUCAUUCAACUGAUUCAAUGAUAAUAGGUUAUAUGAAUUCUACAGAACAGUCAGCAGUGAGUCACAUGUCUAGCCUAUCCUCUCACGAAGUUGGAAAGAAAGCAGUUGUAGAAGGGAUAUGUUUUAAAAUUAAUGGAAGUAUUGACACUUAGAAAUAGUACAUGAUUAGAUAUAAUCGACGAUAUAGCGGACUAACUAUUACCAACAAGAUACUUCACUCAAGUGUAACACGCCAUUUUUAUGUAAUUUGGAACAGAGGUAGUUACUGAAACAUAUUUGACACGUAUAUUUUUAGCUGCCCACAUUCAUAUCUACGGUAGAAAUAUUACACUUGUGGUGGGAUUUUUUACACAGGAAACAAUUAAAACAUUAA
Dufourea novaeangliae is the source of this 1306-nucleotide messenger RNA. RefSeq names its product threonine aspartase 1-like (gene Tasp1). NCBI's taxonomy places the organism in Eukaryota, Metazoa, Arthropoda, Insecta, Hymenoptera, Halictidae. The coding region runs from base 15 to 1085 and encodes 356 amino acids. Gene Ontology annotation, molecular function: threonine-type endopeptidase activity. The transcript has 9 exons. The record is from RefSeq and is a predicted model, not a curated record. Gene Ontology annotation, biological process: protein maturation.